ACUUUCAUCAGCUAGCUUCCCUCCGUGAUCCCUCCCUUGAAGAGAGAAGAGCUCGCCAGCCUCCAUUAAUACUCACCCCAAGCUUCGCCUUUUAAGCCCUCCACUACUCUCAUCACUCCACUUCCAUCGGCGCCGCAAGAUCCACAAGCGCAUGUAGCUACCAUUCUGCUUGCCUGCAUCUCUACAGGUUUCGUCGGAGGCGUACAGAGUGGUCGAUCUUGUGUGGCCUUCCGGCGAUCUUGGGCCUGCACUGCCGUCACCGGAGUAGCAAGAUCAAUGGACUUGAUGCCGCAGCCGGACAGCCCGCACUCGGACGGCAGCGGUGGCGGGGCGUCGGGGACGUCAUCGGCGGUAUCGUCUCUCUCGCCGGUGUCGCCGUCACCGAGCCGGUACGAGUCGCAGAAGCGGCGGGACUGGAACACGUUCGGGCAGUACCUGCGGAACCACCGCCCCCCGCUGUCCCUGGCGCGCUGCAGCGGCGCGCAUGUGCUGGAGUUCCUCCGCUACCUCGACCAGUUCGGCAAGACCAAGGUGCACUCUGCCGGCUGCCCCUUCUUCGGACACCCCGUGCCGCCGGCGCCCUGUCCGUGCCCUCUCCGACAGGCCUGGGGCAGCCUCGACGCGCUCGUCGGCCGCCUCCGCGCUGCCUACGAGGAGAACGGCGGCCGACCGGAGAACAACCCCUUCGGCGCCCGCGCCGUGCGGCUAUACCUCCGCGAGGUCCGCGAGCACCAGACUCGCGCACGAGGCGUUAGCUACGACAAGAAGAAGCGCAGGAAGCCGCCCCAGCAGCACCACCCCGCAGCCGCCCACGACGUCCACUCCCACGACGGCAACGGCCACCACUACCACCCCCACAUGCCUCCGCCGCCUCCCGGCGCUGCGGCGUGAGCUGGCUGGCUAGCUCCACGGUCUCCGCCCCCCUACUUAUCAUAUCCUAUCUAUUGCUUUGCUACCACUACCAGUACGUAUCAUCUCUCCAGCAGGCUAGCUAGCGAGUUCUUUGCAGCUAUCAAAUCCCUAGCCAGCAGCUAGUCUGCUCCUCCUACUAGUACAAGUACGGAUUAAAUUCCUCCGUGAAUCCAUGCUUGCUACCCAGCUGCUAGUAAUAGUUUCGUCCAGUGAUCAUUUUCCGACUUAUUUGGUCUAGUGAUCCCUACUAUUCAUUCGCUUGUAUUAUCCCCUCCCAGUCCUACUGUACGGUUGUUUGAAUGUCUGUGAUGAACUGAUGAUCAAUGUUGAUCGAGCUAGCAAGAUCCAUGACUCGUUCUAAUAUUUAUCCUCAUGUAAUCGAUUUCGUACCAUUAAUUAAUCCUCAUGUAAUCUCUCUCUUGCUAA
This is a messenger RNA of Lolium perenne, 1338 nucleotides long. RefSeq names its product protein G1-like4. The record is from RefSeq and is a predicted model, not a curated record. Gene Ontology annotation, cellular component: nucleus. NCBI's taxonomy places the organism in Eukaryota, Viridiplantae, Streptophyta, Magnoliopsida, Poales, Poaceae. Gene Ontology annotation, biological process: response to light stimulus; mRNA transcription.